AUGGUUCAAGCAAUUACAUCACAAUCAGAAUUUGAUGAAGCUUUAAAAUUCGAUGGUUUAGUCGUAGUUGAUUUUUUUGCAACUUGGUGUGGACCAUGUAAGAUGAUUGCACCAUUAUUGGAAAAAUUUAGUAAAGAAUAUACUCAAGUUAAAUUUUUAAAAGUUGACGUUGAUGAAGUUUCAGAAAUUGCACAAAAAUUUGAAAUAAGUUCAAUGCCUACUUUCUUAUUAUUUAAAAAUGGUGAAGUUAUUCAAAAAUUAAUUGGUGCUAAUCCAUCAGCUUUAAAACAAGCAAUUGCAUCAAAUGCUUAA
Molecule: messenger RNA, 312 nt
Organism: Insectozyma verbasci
Lineage: Eukaryota; Fungi; Ascomycota; Pichiomycetes; Serinales; Debaryomycetaceae
Source: the annotation of a GenBank genome assembly